UGAGACGUCUUACUGCCUCGGACUACUUUCCCCAAGCGAGCUGGUUUUAGGAGAGUACGGGAAAGAUCAGGAGAGAGAGGGAACGGGAAAGAUCAGGACAGAGAGAGAGAACGGUAUAGACGGGGGUGGGGGAGAGAGAGACUGGGAAAGAUCAGAGGAGAGAGAGGGAGAGAAAGACCGUGAAAGAUCACGAGAGACUGGGAGGCAUCGUGAAAUAUCAGGGGAAUGAGUGAGUGAGUGAGUGAGAGAGAGACCAUUAAAUAUCAGGGGAGGGAUCGGGAGAAGAGAGAGGAACCCAACACGGGGGAGAGACCGGGAGAGGGAGAGAGACCGAGAAAAAGACCCGCGAUCGGGAAAGGCAGAACGCGAACACUGGGAGAGACCCAAGAUCGGGAACGACUGGGGGAAACAGGGGUAGGAGACCUUCCAAGACCAGGAGAUCUACUCCACUCCGCAAACUCCGCUAGAGCCGUUUGCUAAAUAAACUUCUCGCUGUAAAGCAGCAGAAAGAAGGCAGCCACCUGGGGCUGAGGGGGAAUUCAACAACCGUGCAUUGGGGGCAGUGGCGGAACUGGAGGAGCCGGGCGGGCGGCGAGCGCUGGAGCGGAGGCUGCUCACAGCUCCCACAGCAAUGCCAGUAAUGAUGGAGAAGUCAGGUUCAGCAGGAAUCCUGUCCCGUGGAACCAGGAUGAAAAGCAUUAACAAUGGAAGCAACAAUGGGAGCCAACACCCACGGCACUCUGAAGAGGAGAGCAGCGAUGAGGAACGCUCACAUGGAACAAUGUCUGCCGUUUCUAUUGAAUGGAAGAAACGGGAUCAACACAGCCUGCAUGACAGUAUGAUCCGGGUUGGAUCCGAUUACCAAGCUGUUGUUCCAGAAUGUCAUCCAGACAGUGCUGCCCGUUUCAGUGAGAAGGAUACAAAGGGCAUGUUGGUAUGGUCUCCCAACCACAACAUUUCUGAUGCAAAACUCGAUGAAUAUAUCGCCAUGGCCAAGGAGAAGCAUGGGUACAACAUAGAACAGGCACUGGGGAUGCUGUUAUGGCACAAGCAUGAUGUUGAUAAAUCUCUCGCUGACUUGGCCAAUUUCACUCCUUUCCCGGAUGAGUGGACUGUAGAAGAUAAAGUGCUAUUUGAACAGGCCUUUAGUUUCCAUGGGAAGAGCUUCCAGCGCAUCCAACAAAUGUUACCAGACAAACUUAUCUCCAGCCUGGUAAAAUAUUACUACUCUUGGAAGAAGACCCGGACUCGAACAAGUGUGAUGGAUCGGCAAGCUCGCAAGCUGGUACAUAAGAAGGAGCGGGAAGACAGUAAUGAUGAGGCAGAAGAAGUGACAGUGCAGAUUGCAGACGACAGUGAUUAUGAACCCGAUGUUAAGAGGGAGCGCUCUGGGGAGCAGAAACCCACAAGUGGCAAAUCAGUGACGGUGAAGAGAGAGUCUCAGAGCAUCCAGUAUCGCCAUCAUCCACCACGCUCAAAGAGACGACCACCUAAGGACAUGUACCUCAGCCAAGAUGAAGUUGCUGGAGUCUCUGCCAACCCCAAUGCUGCCACCAUCUCUCUCCGACAGUUGGAAUCACAGCUCAUCUCCAUCAAGCGCCAGGUUCAGACAAUAAAACAGAUAAACAGCUCAUUAAAGCAAACAUUGGAUGGGGGGAUCGACAAACUGCGACCAGCAGAGUCCAAUCUGAAGCUCAACUCACGCUGGACGACCGAGGAGCAGCUCCUGGCUGUUCAAGGCAUUCGUAAAUAUGGGCGGAAUUUCCAGGCCAUCGCAGAAGUGAUCGGGAACAAGACUCUGGCCCAGGUGAAGACGUUCUUUAUAAGUUACCGCCGCCGUUUCAACCUGGAGGAGAUUCUGCAGGAAUGGGAGGCAGAGCAGGAGGUACAGGGCAAUGCUGGCAGUCUGUCGGGUCUGGACGAUGGUGGUGCCUGCAAUCCAUCACUAGCUAGCAGUGAAGAGGAGGAAGAAGAGGAGGCCGAGGUCCAAGUGACGCCCGUACUCGCUGCCCCAGCUCCGCCUGCUCCGACCCCUGCUGCCACCCCAGUGACCCCAACGACCCUCUCACAGCCUCCACCGCUGCUCAGACCGAGUCUGCCUGCAGCCCCUGCCCUCCACAGGCAGCCACCUCCCCUGCAGCAGGGCCGCUUCCUCCUGUCCCGGCCUCCACUCAAUCAACCACCUCCCCCUCUGAUCCGGCCUGCAGUUGCACUGCCUCCAGGAGCUCGACCGAACCCACGGCCCAUCCUGUCAUCAGUUAGCUCGCAGCCCCUCCCCUCCCUCAUCGGUAUCCAGCUUGAAUCACCAUCAUCUUCUGCACACUGAGUUCCACCCAAGAUCACGAACAUCGUAGCUGCAAUCAACCAUGGCCUUGAGCAUCACAGCUACAAUCAACAAACACUGCAAGCCUCAUACCUACAACCAGUGAAGUCAUAAACAUUGUAGAUGAGAUCAACUAACUUGAAGAGCAUUUUAACUGCAAUCAGUGAAAACCAGGACUGCAAGCAUCGUAGCUACAAUCACCAACAACAGAUCGGCGUUUUAAGGCUUUUUUUGUUCACUAAUUUCAAAGCUUUAGUUUUUACAAGGAAAAAUAAGGUUUUAACUUUUUGAUGCUUUGUUAACAUAUGGGAGAUCCAACCUCCCAAAUCUGUAACACUACAAAGCAGUGGUCUGCUUACUUCUAUUCACCCUGAGAGGAUUAACCAAGAUCACCUUGAAUUUUGGGAACGGGAAUGUAGGGAUCAGUCCUAGAUCCCAAGAGGUGAGGAGAGGAUCAGUUCUGAACCCGAGGAUGGGAGAACAGAGUGGAUCCUGGACCCCAGGAUUGGAGAGGGAGGUCAGUCCAGGAGCCAGAAUGAGAGACAGACGGAUUCUGACCUCACCCAGAUCAAGGAGAGGAAGGUUAGUUCAGGAUGCUGGAAUAUAUGGGGAGAGGGUCGUCAGUCCAGGUGAGAAGGAUGUCAGUGCUGGGCUAGAUCCUGGGGAUGGGAGAGGGAGGUUAGUUCUGGAUCUUGGGUUGGUUUGAGGGUACAAGGGUUAGGCCCAUUGGCCAUUUUCAGUUCUAUUUUACCUGGAGCCCACCCAGAAGUGUUAAUUGUCCACAUUAAGUAGCAGGAUUGUCUCUGAGACUCCCAGUCUAUUGAAAAUCUCCCAAGGGGACAUUAUUCUCUUCCCUCCAGUCCCCUCUCUCCUUUUCCUAUCCUGUUCACUUGCUGUUUUGAAUCUUCUGUAUCCUCAUGGUUCCUAGAUAGCUAGAAGGUUUCUAGAGUGCUAUUUCUGUCUGCUUGAGGGAGAAGCUAUCUGUCCACCCUGUAGGAUCAGGUGGCUGAAGGUGAUGAAAUAACUAAAAGUGAAGAAUUAAUAUUUCCUUUGUGAAAUGUGAAAAGGGAUCGUAUGUAGUUUGAUUGAGUGUCUGAGAUUGUUUGUAGAUACUGACUGCUUCACCAUAGGCCUUUGGGUGGUAGGGAAAAGUGUUGGUACGUUAAGAAGCAGAUAGCUGAAGCAGGGGUGGGUAGGGAGAGACACAGUCUGUAUUCCACAUGACUGCAGUCCACUUGAACAGUGUUGGGGUAUUCUUUAAUAGUACACAUGGUGGCCUAGAGCAAUGUGUAGUGUGUUGCUCUCCUUAACUGGCACUCCCAUUUUAAAGUCUGCUUUAUGGUUUUAAAAAUAUAAACUGGGAUUUUCUCUUGGAAAUAUGGACAGAAUCUCAAUGUCAGAACAUUAGUCAUUGGGGAGGAUAGUUAAUGACCCAGUGAUCCUGAGAGAUUUUGAUUGGAAAAGUGUGAUGAGAUCACAGAGAUCUCAAAAGAGUCCAUGAGAUGAAGGUUUACUUGAGCAAUGUUGAGUUUUCCUACAAUUUUGACUCCUGGAAGAAUCCACUCCAGUCCAUCAUGUCAAAAGCUGUUUUAAAACCUGAUCUAAAUGUUUCCACUUGCCCCACAGCCAUGCAACAUUUCCCUUCUACUUUUUUUGGAAUUGGGUGGCACAGUUGGUUAGCAUUGCUGCCUCAGGGCCAGGAACCCGGGUUGAUUCCACCCUUGGAUGACCGUUUAGUGGAGUUUACACAUUUUUGCUGUGUCCACAUGGGUUACCUCCAGGUGCUCUGAUUUCCUCUCACAGUCCAGAGAUGUUUAGGUUAAGUGGAUUGACCAUGCUACAUUGUUCGUUGUGUCCACGGCUGUGCAGGUUAGGUGGAUUAGCUGUGGGAAAUGAAGGGAUAUGGGGAUAGGGUGUCUGGGAUCUGGGUGGAAUGCUCUUCAGAGGGUUGUUGUUGACUCAAUGAGCGGAAUGGCCUGCUUCCACACUGUAGGGAUUCCAUGAAAUCUAUGAAUUCGUUUUGAUAUUUCCUGUUGAAUCUGUUUCCACUGCACAGGUAGACAGCAUAUAUUAGAUCACAGCAACUUGCUCUGUUAUAAUAUUCCUCAUUGCCUUUCUCUUUUGCUAAUCUUCUUAAAUCUGUGUACCUCUGACUUCUGACUCCUCCUGUAACUGGGAAUCAUUUUUUAUUCUUGUUGAAGUUUUUUAAUGUCAUAUUGUGCCAAAUGAAGUGAAGGCUGAGAGAUUCUCUCCUCCUUCAUCUCUUUGUCUCACUUCAUUGCAGGAAUUGUUUUAUUUUCCUUUCUGAAGAAGGGUACUGAUCCCAGCCACUCUGAAUAACUUGAGAUGAGAAAGCUAUUCUCUAGAAGUAUUACCUAGCCUGCUAUCACCUUGCUAGCUUGAGUUAGGAGUGGUGACUGCUCCCUCAGGGCACUUAUCAGGGAGAGGGCAUAAUGGUCACAUUUCUGUCUUCCUCUCUGACAGCCAUUAAUUACCUUCUUUUUGCUCCUGCAUCCCCACCCCAUCCAGCCACUCCAAAGCUUUAGCACCCAGCUACAACUCAGGGUGACCAUCUCCCAUUAUCUAAAACAGAAGGAGCUUUGAUUGCUAUAGUAACUGUCAUCACCUCAGGAUGUCCCAUUGCAAAGUGCAUUACAGCCACUGAAGUGUAGUUACUGAUGUAAUGUAAGCAGGGGGAGUUUUACACAUGAUGGUGAGAUAAAUGACCAGAUGUGGUUUUUCAUUGAAGUUAAAUGAGGAUCAAUGUUGACUGAUCUCAGGAAGGGUUUACAUUCAAAGCUGCCCUGACCUUGCCUCAGUGCUGUAUGCUGGGAUGUUAACCUGACCCCCCCCCCCCCCCCAAAAAACACUUGCCCCUCCUACCACCACCACCAGUCCAAAACUAAAAGCCAACUAAAAUUUUGGGAUAAUGAAUGAAUGUAGGGUUGUACGUCCCUUCUGCCUCUGUUUAAUAUUGACUUUAACUUCGAACUGAUUUGCAGGUUUUAAGAUCUGUUGAAUGGUGUUAGCAAAUCCCUAUCACAGCAGAAAUAUCAUUCGGUUGUGUCAGCUCACAUUGGACUUGCUAGCUCCAGAGUACUGAUGUGUAUGAGCACUUGUUUCAUCUCUGCUCUAAAUGAUUUGGUUUAUAGGAACAUCGAACAAUACAGCACAGAACAGGCCCUUCGGCCCACGAUGUUGUGCCGAACAUCUAUCCUAGAUUAAGCACCCAUCCAUGUACCUAUCCAAUUGCCGCUUAAAGGUCGCCAAUGAUUCUGACUCUACCACUCCCACGGGCAGCGCAUUCCAUGCCCCCACCACUCUCUGGGUAAAGAACCCACCCCUGACAUCUCCCCUAUACCUUCCACCCUUCACCUUAAAUUUAUGUCCCCUUGUAACACUCUUUUGUACCCGGGGAAAAAGUUUGACUGUCUACUCUAUAUAUUCCUCUGAUCAUCUUAUAAACCUCUAUCAAGUCACCCCUCAUCCUUCGCCGUUCCAACGAGAAAAGGCCGAGAACUCUCAACCUAUCCUCGUAUGACCUAUUCUCCAUUCCAGGCAACAUCCUGGUAAAUCUUCUCUGCACCCUUUCCAAAGCUUCCACAUCUUUCCUAAAGUGAGGCGACCAGAACUGCACACAGUACUCCAAAUGUGGCCUCACCAAAGUCCUGUACAGCUGCAACAUCACUUCACGACUCUUGAAUUCAAUUCCUCUGCUAAUGAACGCUAAUACACCAUAGGCCUUCUUACAAGCUCUAUCCACCUGAGUGGCAACUUUCAAAGAUCUAUGUACAUAGACCCCAAGAUCCCUCUGUUCCUCCACCUGACUAAGAACCCUACCGUUAACCCUGUAUUCCGCAUUCUUAUUUGUUCUUCCAAAAUGGACAACCUCACACUUGGCAGGGUUGAACUCCAUCUGCCACUCCUCAGCCCAGCUCUGCAUCAUAUCUAAGUCCCUUUGCAGCCGACAACAACCCUCCUCACUGUCCACAACUCCACCAAUCUUCGUAUCAUCUGCAAAUUUACUGACCUACCCUUCGACUCCCUCAUCCAAGUCAUUAAUAAAAAUUACAAACAGCAGAGGACCCAGAACUGAUCCCUGCGGAACUCCACUUGUAACUGGGCUCCAGGCUGAAUAUUUACCAUCUACCACCACUCUCUGACUUCGACCGGUUAGCCAGUUUUCGAUCCAAUUGGCCAAAUUUCCCUCUAUCCCAUGCCUCCUGACUUUCCGCAUAAGCCUACCAUGGGGAACCUUAUCAAAUGCCUUACUAAAAUCCAUGUACACUACAUCCACUGCUCUACCCUCAUCCACAUGCUUGGUCACCUCCUCAAAGAAUUCAAUAAGACUUGUAAGGCAAGACCUACCCUUCACAAAUCCGUGCUGGCUGUCCCUAAUCAAGCUGUCUUUCCAGAUACUCAUAAAUCCUAUCCCUCAGUACCCUUUCCAUUACUUUGCCUACCACAGAAGUAAGACUAACUGGCCUGUAAUUCCCGGGGUUAUCCCUAUUCCCUUUUUUGAACAGGGGCACAACAUUCGCUACUCUCCAGUCCCCUGGUACCACCCCCAUUGACAGUGAAGAUGAAAAGAUCAUUGCCAACGGUACUGCAAUUUCCUCUCUUGCUUCCCACAUAAUCCUAGGAUAUAUCCCGUCAGGCCCGGGGGACUUGUCUAUCCUCAAGUUGUUCAAAAUGUCCAACACAUCUUCCUUCCUAACAAGUAUCUCUUCUAGCUUAACAGUCCGUUCCUGUCCGUUAACAGGAAAGGGAGCAGGGACAAGCACUGUACAUUACUUCCUGCAAAACCAUGUCAUAUCUGUGACAAGGUGUCCAGGAUACACCAAAAUUGAAUGGAAACCAUCGAGUUCCUUAAGGAAUCUCUUGUGUGAUGAUUAAAUAUAUUAUGAGUUGGUUCUGGAGCUUUUAAGAGUGCUUUUGGAAAUUUAGCAAGGUUGUAGAUAGACACAUUCUCUUACUAUUUUUCAUCCAGAGUUCUGCUGCUAACGUGUGCGUUCUGGGAUUUGGGCAGUGAUGCUGCUGAAACCCUGUCCUUCCUCAAUGAAUUGUGUGUUCCACUGACUGAUGCUGGAUCCCUCACGGUGACCUCCCAUUGUGAUCUGGCUGUUUUGAAAUUGGAGCAUCCUUUCCCAUUAUAGCCAUAAAUCUUUAUUGGAUUCACAGGUUUACAGACUUAGUCCUGAUGUAAGGUGUUCCUGUGUUAGUCAACUCUGUAAGCAGUCAGAUUGCCUUUUUAAAUGCUAUCUCCAUUAUCAGAUUGGGGUGUAUAAUAAUGACCUUACCUUUAUCCAGACUGGUGUCUGUCUUUUACACGUAUCAUUUUGUAUUUUGCCAUAAAAUAAUAAGUUCACACAGAAUUAAUGAGACUUCUUGAAGUCAUCAAUCUUCUUUAUUUCAUAGGUGACUGUAGAAAGUAAUGCUGAAUAUCAGAUUUGCUUUGUUCAGUCAAUACAACUUGUCUGUGUAUGAUUAUAAAGAAAGCAUGCUGCCCCACUUUGAUGCCUUAGUGAGAAAAGAGCAACUACAGUUCAUUCCACAGUCCAAGGUAGGAUCCUCUCUUGAGGGCUCCUGUCUCUGUCAGUUAUCUGCCUGACUCCCUAUUUCCCCCACACUUUGAUUCUCUUGUCUCGAAAGCCAGUUUGUUUCCAACCCUUCUGCCACCCUGUAGAUGGUAAAGAGCAGCAAUUUGGGUUUUCCAGUGCACUUGCUGAAAGAUGUUCUCUGAUUUCUUGAAUAAGCUAAUGAACUACCUGCUGAGUUAGAUUAAUGUUUAGCUUGUAACUGGAUUCUCUUUCUUUCUGGGGAAAAUGGUCACAAGAUUGUGAUAAGUAUGCUGUGUGAAUGAGAGAUAGACUUGGAUUAAAAUAUUUGCUGUUACCUUUUUCCUCAGCCCUGUUUGACCCUUGCACAAUUUAGCAGUGUAGCAAUAUUCAUUCUGUCCCUAAUACAAAUACCUCCAUGGCCACUACUCCGGGGAACCAGUGAGGGAAAUCAACAUUUUAAUGUUGCAUUCAUAUAGAUUUCAAAAUUGAAUGAGUGUGAAAUAGCUGAACUGCAACACCAUUAAAGGACAGUGCUCACACUUUGUAUCCUAGACUAGCAGGACUCCAUGUCAAUUAAAUACCUACUAUAACUCUUUUUUUAAGGUAUAUUUUUUCUGGUAUGGCCCCUCUCAGACCUCAGUCAGUGCUCAUGUCUGCUGUGCAUAACUGUUUCAGUAUUAGCUACCUGUAUGUUCUGUUGUGUUUUUAUUAAGAGUAUUUUUGUGUGUGUGUGUGUGUGUGUGUGCGCGCGUGCGCGCACGUGUGCGUGUUUUUUUAAAUGUCAUUUAAUGAUUCCUUAACUUAUUUUUGGUGUUUUACAAACUUUUUUUUAGUGAGUUUGGUAUACUUCUUCCCUGCUUAGUCAGUUCAGAAUUUCCAGGUGUUCAGCAAUGGAAAUUGUGAAUGAUGGGAUUUCAAUAAAAUAUUUUACUAGU
Molecule: messenger RNA, 8819 nt
Organism: Hemiscyllium ocellatum (epaulette shark)
Lineage: Eukaryota; Metazoa; Chordata; Chondrichthyes; Orectolobiformes; Hemiscylliidae
Gene: rcor2
Product: REST corepressor 2
Exons: 13
Coding region: 632-2326 (564 amino acids)
Biological process (GO): regulation of transcription by RNA polymerase II; negative regulation of DNA-templated transcription
Cellular component (GO): histone deacetylase complex; transcription regulator complex
Molecular function (GO): transcription corepressor activity
Source: RefSeq, a predicted model, not a curated record